Molecule: messenger RNA, 651 nt
Organism: Pelecanus crispus (Dalmatian pelican)
Lineage: Eukaryota; Metazoa; Chordata; Aves; Pelecaniformes; Pelecanidae
Gene: CD83
Product: CD83 molecule
Source: RefSeq, a predicted model, not a curated record
AUGUCUUUGGCAGUCUACGCUCUGCUCAUCAUCCUGUGCAAUGUUUGGUGCUUGAUCAGUGGGGCUUUUGUGGUGGUCCCAGAUGUUGCUGUGAGAUGUGCUGAAGAAGUGCUGCUGCCCUGUAAAGUUCUUCGGGAUUCCUCAAUCACCUAUCAGACAGCAUCUUGGUACAAAAUGGCUAGAGAUGGCGAAGAAAUAGCAUGGAAAGUCCUUGAUGUGGAAUCUCAUUAUCCCAAAGAAAUUGGGGGAUCCCUGGAGCUCUCCAACGACACCUUUUCACUGAGGAUCAUAAACGCAACCAGCCAAAACAGCGGGACAUACAAGUGCACUUUGGGGGAACAGAGUGGAGAACGUAAUCUGAGCAGCACAGUCACAUUAAAAGUAACAGGUUGCCCUGGAAUAGAAGAUGAAAAAUUAAAAAAAUACAAAGCCGAGCUUUUCAUGCUGACUUGCCUUGGGAUUUUUUACUUGCUGCUCAUCUUUUUUACCUGUACAUGUCUAAGAAAAGAGAAUAUGUCUGCCAAUGAUCAAAAAACCAGACCAGAUAUGAAACACAUGCUCACCCUCAUCAAUGUACAUGAAAUGACAACUUUCCAGGAUUUAAACAGCAACAGUACUUGCAAAAAUGAGCUUACUUCAAGUUCUGUCUAA